CUUUUUUGCAGUACAUGAGCUGUAAGAGUAAUGUUUGACGUACAAACCGAACAAUCAAAAUGGGAUUGGAAUCAAACUAUUAUUCUGCUUCAAAGGCAGUGUCCUUCAAGUAACGGCUAACACAUCUGACACUCUUCAAGAAGAGCAGAGCUUCCCUACAUGGAUUUACUUCAAGAGACCUGAAGACAUUCGUCUUGAUUGAUCUGAUCUCAUCUGAUUUGAACAAUGGAUGAUUUAACCCCUCCUUAGCAGACAUUAUUUAUCUUGCUAAAACUGUGCUGGACAGUAAACGUUAAAAGAAGCACAAACAAAAAACCCAAAGACGGGCAUGUUGGAUAACUCAAAGGUCUCCAUCGAGCUGGGUGUCGCCAGGCUCGAGAACGUCCCCGAACCCCAGAAACCACGUACGUCACUGAGAGAUGAGAACCGUCUUAGCGAGUCCCCCGCGUCCUUCAGUGGCAGCGCUCCCAACCCUGACGAGGAACGCAACAAUCGCAGCAGAAAUGCACUUAGCAAUAGCACUUCUUCUCAGAACAUCCCAGGCACUUCCACAGAUUGGACUGAACCCUAUGCCGCUAACAGAAGGUGCAGUUUGGCGACAUUAUCUGAGACCUCGAGGACUUCCAAUGCCACCACUGAGGUUUCUCAGGGCUCUCGCAGCUGGUUCAUAGUGGACGAUGAACCGAGAGAAUCCCAGCGGACGUCCGGCCGCGGCGCAUGCUCCUGUUUCCGCGUGGUGAACAUGGCGUUUCUGCGCUGUCUGGAGGAGACGCCGCUGCUGGUGUCUGGAGUAGUGCUGGCUAUCCUCUUCUGCAUCACCAUCAUCAUCAUCAUCCCCUCCACCGGCCGGGUGAAGUGUGUGUUUCUCUCACGCAUCCAGAGCCUCAUCGUUCACGUGGGGGCGUUUGCAGUGGUGUGUGUGGUGGUGUGUGUUUGCGUGUCUCUGCUGCUGUGUUUGCCGUGUUUGCCGGUGGUUCGGCGAGGAGAAACGCCUCUGGCACUCUUCAUCUGGUCCAUGCUCUUCAUCGUCGCCUUCGUCUUCAUCUUCACCGGAGGCACCGUCAUGGCCUGGGAGCAGGUUGCGUUCUUCCUCUUCCUGUCUCUGUCUGUUUAUACGGUUCUUCCUCUCCCGCUCUCAUGGGCUCUGAGCUUCGGCAUCGGAACCAGUGUUUGUCACAUCGUCGUCAUCAGUGCGUAUGUGUCUGUCACCAGCCCAUGGACACGAGACCUGGCCGUGCAGCUGGUGGCGAACGCAGUCCUGUUCAUGUGUGUUAACGGUGUGGGUGUGUUUCACCUGUGGCACACUGAACACGCUCACAGGAAGUCCAGCAAGAAGCGGGAGGACUUCAGCAGGAACCGUGCCACACAGGCCAAGCAGAAACGUGACCAGGAGCAUCUGCUGCUGUCGGUGCUGCCGCGAUACAUCGCCAUGGAGCUGAAGACGGAAAUCGUCAAGCGUCUGUCGGCUAAAUGCAGCGCUGAAGAGAACCGACCCAACUUCCACAGUCUCUACGUACGACAGCACAGAGACGUCAGUAUCCUGUACGCUGAUAUCGUGGGCUUCACGCACCUGUCCAGCACCUGCACACCUGUGGAGCUCGUGGCCGUCCUCAACAAACUCUUCGGCCGCUUUGACGACAUCGCUAAGAGGAAUGGCUGUUUGCGUAUUAAAAUCCUGGGCGACUGUUAUUACUGCGUGUCGGGUCUUCCUGACCCCAUCUCUCAUCACGCUCGCAACUGCGUUCAGAUGGGGCUGGACAUGUGCACGGCCAUAAAUAAGCUGAGGGAGGCGACGGACGUGAACAUCAACAUGCGUGUGGGCGUUCACACGGGGAACGUUCUGUGUGGCGUGAUCGGCCUUCAGAAGUGGCAGUACGACGUCUGGUCAGAUGACGUGACUCUAGCCAAUCACAUGGAGUCUGGAGGAGUGGCUGGGAAGGUCCACAUCACGGAGGAGACGUUCGCUCACCUGGACGGGAAAUAUCAGGUGGAGGAAGGAAACGGCGGGAGUCGUGAUUCCACGCUGAAGGGAAGGAGAACGUACCUGGUCAUCGAUCCUAAUACAGAAAACUACGAUACAACACCUCAGACUAACGAGCUGAAGGUGGACAACAAACCGGCAAACCGUCAGAAGCUCCGAGCGUCGGUUCGGAUGUCGCAGUACCUGCAGUCCUGGAGAUCCGUCAUACCGUUUUCUGGACUCAACCAACCAGAGGCUUCACUUGCAGUCCCGCCCACUGCUGACAGCAGCGCCAGCCAAUCACAGCCAGCCACGGAGAUCCCAGAGUUCAGCACUCCAAGAUCUUCCCAAGUUCUGGAAAACGGACUGAUGGACUCAUUAGACUCUCUGGAAAACGAAGGGAGACGAGCGAAGCUGAACAGUGUGACAUUAUUAUUUAACAAUUUUCAGCUGGAGAAACAGUAUUCGUUAAGUGAAGUCCAGGGGCUUCAUCGCUCUGUCAUAUGUUUGGUCUUCAUCUUCAUCUCUGUGUUUGUGGUUCAGAUGCUGACCUCGCAAAAAAACUUUGCGCUGGCAGUGUCGUACGGUGCCACCUUCCCUGUCCAAAUACUGAUUGUGCUUGUGGUCUUCACUAAAUUCCUGAAGCGCUGGCACUCGAAGUUUCCCCACAGCAUCCGCUGGGUCCCGACACUGUUUGACGGUGUAGCCACCAGGGCGGCGCUGCGACUGCUGCUGGUGUUUCUCUAUCUUCUCAUCAUGCUGCUCAUGGCAGUGCUGAACAUAGCUUUUAUCCCAGGUGAUAACUGUUUAAGUGUUUCCCACAAUGCAACAGUGCUGAACACUCUCAAUCUCUACACUGUCCCGUAUUAUCUGUACUGCUGUCUGCUGGCGAUGUUGGGCGUGAUUGUAUUUGUGCGUGUGAGCGUGUCUGUUAAAGUCUUCCUCCUGACCCUCGCUUUGGUGGUUUAUCUCGCGCUUUUCCUGCACGUUUACGCGCCUCGCUCCGACUGCUACAUCAAACAGCUCUACAGCGACAACAGCACGCCGGGAGUUCUUAAGGAGCCCAAGAUCAUGUCCGGCAUUUGGCUGGUCAUUUUCUACUUGAUUUCCCUUAUUCUCGUUCGACAGGAUGAGUUGGGCUCUCGGGCCGAGUUCCUGCUGGAGAAGUGCUUUAAUAAAGAGACGGAGGAGAUGGAGACGACCAAGAACGUCAACAGACUCCUGCUGCAGAACCUUCUGCCUGAACACGUCACAGACUUCUUCAUCGGCAAAGACAUCCAGAACCAGGACUUGUACAGUAAGUCGUGCGAGUGUGUUUGCGUGAUGUUCGCGUCCGUGCCGCAUUUCUUCAAGGAGUUUUACAACGAGAGCAGCGUCAACAAGGACGGCCUGGAGUGCCUUCGCUUCCUCAACGAGAUCAUUUCAGACUUUGACGAGCUCCUUAACAAGCCCAAGUUCAGCGCCGUGGAAAAGAUCAAGACCAUCGGCAGCACCUACAUGGCAGCGGCCGGACUGACCAAACCUGCCAAAGCAGAGGAGAGACAGAUCUGCGACGUGUCCUACAGUCACAUCCGCUGCAUGCUGGACUUCGCCAUCGCUCUGAUGGGGCGGCUGGAGAACAUCAACAUACACUCCUUCAACAGCUUCAAACUGAGGAUCGGUAUAAAUCACGGUCCCGUGAUCGCAGGCGUCAUCGGCGCUCAUAAACCUCAGUAUGACAUCUGGGGAAACACAGUGAAUGUGGCCAGCAGGAUGGACAGCACCGGAGUCCUGGAUAAAAUACAGGUGACGGAGGAGACGGCGCAGGUGGCUCAAACGCUGGGCUACAGCGUAACUCUGAGAGGAGUGGUCAACGUGAAGGGCAAAGGACAGCUGACCACGUACUUCAUCAACACCGAGCAUCCAGCGCAGUGACCACAGCAUCGAGACCAGUGGAGCAGAACGCUGUUAACAUCCAUCUGACGCAGACUGAGGCUGUGAAGAGUGUUUCACUAAGGUCCUCUGCGGUCUCACCUGAGGAGACUCAUCUGUUAGCGGUGACGCACUGAACUAGUUACCACUUAGAUUUAACCAAUUCUAGUACUUCUAAUGAAGGAAGAUUAGCGUUUGCUGUUCUUUGUGAAAAUGUUUUUUCUUUGUGAAGUUAAUCUAUUUUUUUAAACAAUGCAAAGUUGCCAACUUUUCUAAAUUUCCAAACUCCCGCAUGACUUUAGUUUUAUAUUGAAUUUCUAGUAUUUUCCAUAACUUGUGCACUUAUUUAUUAAUGGUUGUUAAUAUGUAUUUAAUGUUUUGUAAGUUUAAUGUGAAAAGACAAAGUGUAUAAUAUUAUAUGUAUAAAAUUUAUAAAAAAUGUUUCAUAAGAAGCAGUUGUUUGUUGUGUUUAAAAUGCAACCAUUUUUGUGACUAAGAAAGUAAUAAAUAAAGUGGCUGACUUAAAAAGAGA
Messenger RNA from Onychostoma macrolepis, 4403 nucleotides. Its product is annotated as adenylate cyclase type 4-like. Gene Ontology annotation, cellular component: plasma membrane. Gene Ontology annotation, biological process: adenylate cyclase-inhibiting G protein-coupled receptor signaling pathway; cAMP biosynthetic process; intracellular signal transduction. Lineage: Eukaryota; Metazoa; Chordata; Actinopteri; Cypriniformes; Cyprinidae. The record is from RefSeq and is a predicted model, not a curated record. The transcript has 26 exons. Gene Ontology annotation, molecular function: adenylate cyclase activity. Bases 329 to 3874 code for a protein of 1181 amino acids.